GCCAACUCGGCUAGUUGUCAAAUUAGCAAAGCUGACUAGCCAGCUAAUGUAUUGGUGGGAGACCAGUGUCCGUGGUUUUCUGAAUAGAGAGCAAAUUUGGGUUUUAUCAUGGUGUUUCCACUGUAGGAAACACUUCAAACGACACCCAAGGAAUUUUCCCCCGCACGUUCCUCUUGUUCGAGCGCAUAAACAAGGUGUGAAUGACCGACGUGGUGUCCCCCACUGCGCUCAGCGAAGUCCAGCUCCGCCUCCUCUGCCACGAUGACAUAGACAGCGUCAAGCUGCUGUGUGGUGAUUGGUUCCCCAUCGAGUACCCAGACUCAUGGUAUAAUGACAUCACAUCCAACAAGAAGUUCUUCUCCCUCGCCGCCAUCUUCAAGGGAGGCAUCGUGGGAAUGAUCGUAGCUGAGAUCAAGGGCCGGACCAAAGUACACAGAGAGGAUGGAGACAUCCUAGCCUCUAGAUUUCCUGUGGACACCCAGGUGGCUUACAUACUGAGUCUGGGGGUGGUGAAGGAGUUCAGGAAACAUGGAAUAGGCUCCUUGCUGCUGGACAGUCUUAAGGAACACAUCUCCACCACGGCCCAGGACCACUGCAAGGCCAUCUACCUCCACGUGCUGACAACCAACACCACGGCUAUACACUUCUACCACAACAGAGACUUCACGCAGCAUCACUACCUACCUUACUACUACUCCAUACGAGGGGUGCUGAAAGACGGCUUCACAUACGUUCUGUACAUCAACGGAGGGCAUCCGCCCUGGACGCUCUUUGACUACAUCCAACACAUUGGCUCGGCCCUGGCCAGCCUCAGUCCCUGCUCAAUCCCCCAGAGACUCUACAGACAGGCCCAGUCUCUGCUCCGCAGCCUGAUACCCUGGUCCGGCAUCGCAUCCAAGACUGGUAUCCAGUACAGCAGGACCAUGUGACAGGACAGGACACUCUGACCUCACCUGACCCACCACCACUCGGAACCCUGGAAAGACUGAGGGCUGAGAUCUCCCAAACACCAACCAAGACACCCAGCCACUCAAUCCAGACCCUACAAACCAACCCAGCCCACCAAACCCAGCAAGCUACACACCAAGCGUCUCGUCUCUCCCUAGCUGUCCUAUCCUGUCCUACAGCUCAUACAGAGACGAUGUAUUAUAGCUGUACAUUACAUAUAUCCUCUAAUAUAUAAAUACAUAUAUACUGUAUAUAUAUACCCUGUCAGUAGCUGCCCUGUCCUCCACUACUGUAUAUAUAUAUACCCUGUCAGUAGCUGCCCUGUCCUCCACUCUACCGUCUGAGCCAGUGGUGUAGUGGAGGGUCAGCACAUGUAGACUCCGUUCACCUUUUCUUUACUGUCGUGGGAAAAGCCAUUGAAAUAUAGGGAUUGAGUGUUACUUUAUUCACUGGAAUAGUGUGGACUGGGUUAAGAUUCAGUAGGGUUGGGGUCAACUCUGGUUUCAACUGGACCGGGGUGAGAUUCAGUAGGGUUGGGAUCAACUCUGGUUUCUACUGGACCGGGGUGAGAUUCAGUAGGGUUGGGGUCAACUCUGGUUUCAACUGGACCGGGGUGAGAUUCAGUAGGGUUGGGGUCAACUCUGGUUUCAACUGGACCGGGGUGAGAUUCAGUAGGGUUGGGGUCAACUCUGGUUUCAACUGGACCGGGGUGAGAUUCAGUAGGGUUGGGAUCAACUCUGGUUUCAACUGGACCGGGGUGAGAUUCAGUAGGGUUGGGAUCAACUCUGGUUUCAACUGGACCGGGGUGAGAUUCAGUAGGAUUGGGGCCAACUCUGGUUUCAACUGGACCGGGGUGAGAUUCAGUAGGGUUGGGGUCAACUCUGGUUUCAACUGGACCGGGGUGAGAUUCAGUAGGAUUGGGGUCAACUCUGGUUUCAGUUCAGACAAUUUGAAAUGCUAUUUGUCAAUAAUCAGAAUCCACAUAGAAAAAUAAUUUGUUAUUUCAAUACAAUCAUUGAAAUCCUGAAUCCUGAGUUGAGAUCAGCACUCACAUUUUCACACAUCUUCCAUUGACAUCAACGUAUGAUCUACACAGAAGUCUACUUUAAGUGUGCACAGAGAUCUCAAGGACUAGGAUUCCUCCCAGACUUUCAGUCCACUUUGGGUCUGAUUCAGACUUGAGAUAAGUAGACUUACAGUAAAUCAUUUUGUUUUUGUUUUUACUGAAGUCCACAUUUCGUCAACUUAUCUCAAGUCUGAAUUGUGCCCUUCCUGACCUAAUGUUGACCUGAAACCCUGCUGUCUGUCUGUCCCCUUCAGGGCUGUCUGUCAUUCUGCUGCUCAUGUAGACAACCAGACAGGUUUUAAUCCUGAUGUUUAACAUAGCGGACAUUAGAUUUGUGUGUCUGCCUGUUUGUUUUAACAGAUUAAAAAAUAUAACAUGGUAGAAGUUGCUCCCUCUGUGAGAUUCCCCCAAUACCCCAAAUAUAUGUGUGUGUGUGUGUAGUGUGUGUGUGUGUGUGUGUGUGUGUGUGUGUGUGUGUGUGUGUGUGUGUGUGUAGUGUAUGUCUAGUCAAAUGUAGUGCACUAUAAAGGGAGUAGGGCCCAUAGUAGUGCACUAUAUAGGGAAUAGGGUGCUAUUUAUGACUCAACCGAGGUGUAGUUAAGUUAGACAGUUUCUAGAUCAUGUUUUAAAGAGGAGCAGUGUGUGUAUAGGGUUACAGAAUUCCUCUAACUUUUCCCAACACUCCCAAAGUUUUCCAGAGAUCCUGGUUGGACGAUUCCUGGAACGACGAGCGGAUAAGCAGGAAAUCCGGGAAUCGUCCAACUGGGAUUUGUUAAAUAGCCUGGAACUUUGAGAGAGUUAAGGGAGUUGUGCAACGCUACUGGGUGUCUAGAUAACAUCUUUAAACAGGAGGGUGGAUUGAGGUAAUACUGAAUGUAGUGUUGAUAGCACCACUUAACUGACCAGUCUGAUUUUAGGAAGAAACGAAUCACUCUGGACACAGAUCCAGUUAACUGAUUGACCAGUCUGAUUUUAGAAGAGACUAAUCACUCUGGACACAGAUCCAGUUAACUGAUUGACCAGUCUGAUUUUAGAAGAGACUAAUCACUCUGGACACAGAUCCAGUUAACUGAUUGCCCAGUCUGAUUUUAGAAGAGACUAAUCACUCUGGACACAGAUCCAGUUAACUGACCAGUCUGAUUUUAGGAAGAAACAACUCACUCUGGAGACAGAUCCUAAAUUGAGAUGUAUUCUCAUUAAUAGCAGCAUUAGAGCCACAUUUUUAUAGUGCAGAAGCAAUGUGCAAAAUGUACUGUAAAACUUGUUAUAAUCUGGAAGUUGGAUUUCAUUUAAAACUUUUCUUCAAUGUGUGUUUAUAAAGAGACGUCUAAGGCAUCGCUCAGUUUGCCUCACUAGAGUUCAGUAAUCGCCUCUUUUAUAACGCGUAUUGUUGAAGAAAAGUUUCAAAUUAAAUCUUACUGCGAGAUUAUAAUGAGGUUUACGGUAAUUUUUCAAUUUUGCACAAUGUUUUUUUGCGCUAUGAAAAUAGGAACCCUUAAUCGGGGUCUGGGAACCUUCCCCUGUAGGUGAAAUGGAACAGAGUGGGUCUCGUAAAAACUGGCUGAACACCAAAUGGCACUCAGUUCCCGAAUUUGUCCACUACUUUUGACCACAAACCAAUGUAGAGCUCUGGUCAACAAGUAAUCCACUAUAUAGGGGAUAGGGUGCCAUUUGGAUUGAGACAUUAUUGUUCAACUGAAAAUAUAAUUUGAUCAGGAGGAGUUUUAUUUAUUUAUUUUUAUUGUGCUUGACAGCCUUCAUCCAAAACGGGGAUGUGCACGAAGGUCUCGUUUGUGUCUUAAGAGGCAGAGUGUGUCCCAAAUGGACCCCUAUUCCCUACGUAGUGCACUACUAUAGACCUUAACCACAGAGGGUUAGCCAUUCAGGGCUCUGGUUGAAAGUAGUGCACUACAUAGGGACUGGGGUUCCAUUUGGGGUGUAGUUCAUCUGGUUGUAAGUAGUGUAAAUACAAAAUAUAUAAUGUCCUUUUUUUUCCACAGCAGAAGAAUGGAUGCUUUUUUAAACUAAUGUCUGUGAUUGCAUCUUGAGCUGGUUUUCUAUUUAAUAUAUAUAUAUUUUUGUGCUUAUUUCUUUCCGUUGAUUUGUUGUCUUCUAUGUGGACAGGGACAGGAAAGAGACCUUUUAUUUGGUUUGUUAAAUAAGUCUUUUCAUUACGUUGUCUUGCCUUCAGUUUUUCAAUGCGUUUGGUUUUUCAAUAAGGGACAACCUUGUAUGGUUGUAGCUGAUUUGACUAGGACUUCAACUAGAUCUUUUUUCUCCGUUGUGAAUGAGAAUCCACUUUUUCAAGUUCACCUGCGGCCUUGGUUCCAAUACACUUUUUACACAGACCAAAAUAUAACAGUUCAGAUGGGGACUACUAGACAUGAUGACGCAGAAUACACAUUACAUGUAUCCAGUAGCAAAUUUAAUGUUUUUAUUCUGUGUUACAGAAAUGAAUCACUUUACUAUCACCGGGUUGGGGUCAAAAUCACUUUUUAAAUUCUAGUCAAUUGAUGUACACUGACAUUCCAGUUCCAAUUGUCUUCAAUGCAUUUCAAUAAAGAACAUUUGGAAUUCG
This is a messenger RNA of Salvelinus namaycush (lake trout), 4592 nucleotides long. Its product is annotated as N-alpha-acetyltransferase 60. The coding region runs from base 201 to 929 and encodes 242 amino acids. Gene Ontology annotation, cellular component: Golgi membrane. Gene Ontology annotation, biological process: N-terminal peptidyl-methionine acetylation. The transcript has 8 exons. The record is from RefSeq and is a predicted model, not a curated record. Lineage: Eukaryota; Metazoa; Chordata; Actinopteri; Salmoniformes; Salmonidae. Gene Ontology annotation, molecular function: histone acetyltransferase activity; protein-N-terminal amino-acid acetyltransferase activity.